Messenger RNA from Pseudozyma flocculosa PF-1, 510 nucleotides. RefSeq lists its product as uncharacterized. The transcript has 4 exons. Gene Ontology annotation, cellular component: mitochondrion; glycine cleavage complex; cytoplasm. Gene Ontology annotation, biological process: protein lipoylation; glycine decarboxylation via glycine cleavage system. The record is from RefSeq and is a predicted model, not a curated record. The coding region runs from base 1 to 510 and encodes 169 amino acids. Lineage: Eukaryota; Fungi; Basidiomycota; Ustilaginomycetes; Ustilaginales; Ustilaginaceae.
AUGAUCUCGGCACUCCGACCCGCCGCCUCGCGCGCCCUCGUGGCCCAGCCGCUUAAGGCCAUUGCACCGGCACGCCGCCUCGCCUUUGCCCCCUCGGCGGCCUCGCCCUUUUCGACGUCGGUGCGCGCCCUGGCCGUGCACAAGCGCUUCACGGCCGAGCACGAGUGGGUUUCGUUUGACGACGAGUCCAACGUCGGUACCGUUGGCAUCACCGAAUACGCCCAGAAGAGCCUCGGCGACGUCGUCUUUGUCGAGCUGCCCGCCGCAGACAGCGAGGUCAAGCAGGGUGACGACGUCGGAGCCGUCGAGUCGGUCAAGGCGGCUUCGGACAUCUACGCUCCCGUCACUGGCGUAAUUGAGUCGGUCAACGAGCAGCUGAGCAGCGAGCCGGGCCUGCUCAACAAGGACCCCGAGGGCAAGGGCUGGCUGUGCAAGAUCCGCCUGACGCAGCCGCAGGAGUUUGAGUCGCUCCUGUCUGCCGAGGCCUACCAGAAGCUGUGCGAGAACUAG